UUUAAAAUCUUUUGUCGUUCUCUGUGAUCCAUAAAAGUGUCCAAAAAGAGGCUGUAAAACGGAGACUGCCGAAAAGAGCGGGUAAAGACUUCUCGUUUUCAGCAUGGAUUCCCACGCUGUUUGUUCCAUAAGAAGCACGUUCAGCCAAGGGGGUGAAAAAGGUAUGGAUGAACGAGAGAAGGUUACAGCACUUUUAACUGAGGUGUAUGGUUCAGUGCAUACAAUUCAAAGUAACCUGAAAAAGCUACAUGCUAUGCACACUCUUCUUUAUAUGAAGAGAGACAUUGGGAAGAGUGCCAUCCGUUCUUGUCUCCAGGCUAUGACAGCUAAACUUGCACAAUUACAAACAGAGCUGGAGGUAGAAUUGGAAAAUGAGUGUGCUGCCAAAGAGGAAAAAUUACAGGGCCUGUCAGACCUUUAUGUCAAAAGAGUAGAAGAGGUGAACAACACCUGCCCAAAGAUAGAAGAGUUCCUUUUGGCCGGAAAAGAAAAGGAGCUCAAAGAGCAGUACAAAGCAUUAUGUGAAAAAUUGAAAAACAUGCUGAAGGCCACAGAAAAAGAAAACUUGGAGCAUUGGAACACUUCUUCAUGGAGCACUUUGGAAUUUGUACCUCUUCCUUCAGGUCUGAAGAAAUCUGAUAUGGGCUACAUAAAAUGUAGUUCUAUAAAUCCAGAUACUUUGAUGUUAUCACCACCAGAAAAUGGAGAUUUCUAUGUUAGGCCUGCUGGUUCUUUGGUUACCUUUAAGUUGUACCUGCCUGAUGGUUUAGAACCAGAUACUGCCAGCCUGCGCUACUUGUCAGGGCAAUUGGCACCCCAUGGCUCAAAGGUGCCAACAGAAGAAACCAGAGGAGAAUUCAAACUGGAUGACAGUGCAGCUGUCAUAACACUUUCAUUUCAACCUCAAAUGAGUGGUACAUAUCAGAUCCAUGUACAUGUUUAUGGUCAGGCAAUAAAAGGAAGUCCAUUUAAGAUGGUUGUUCUUGAAACUGCAACAUCAGAAUAUGAGAUGCCUGGUGUAGUGAAAAAGAGCCCUAUAAAGAGUCGAUCACAGUGGAAUGGAAAGUCCAGGCCAAGGGUGGCUAGCAGUGGGCUGUUGGCUAUCACAAGACACAUAACAGGUGAAGAAGACACCAUUCCUAAGGAUAAAGAAGCAGCUAAGUUGAAAACACCAAAGUUUGAUGCUUCAUUUGCUGUCCCUUGCUUCUCUGGUGCUGGGGAUGGCUUGGCUAAUUUGAAGAUGGAGCACAAUGAAGAUUGGGUCAGAGAUCCAGCACCAAGUAAAACUACAGAUGAAGGUGCCACAGCAAGCAUAGCUACGAAGGCCCAAACUGAAGCUAAUAAAACUGUUACCAUCACCUGGGAUGAUCUGAAGAAAUUUAGAAUGCCCACUGUUGGUAAUAAGCCAGCUUUGAGAAAACCAUUGAGGAAACCAGUUUUCUGCAAGAGUGAACCAGAGGGUGCAGUAAUGAAUAGUGAAGAUAGUGUGACUGAUAGCCCUCUAAAAGAUAAAAAGGUAGCCUUUGCUGAUGUGGGACUGUCCACUGAAUCCAAUGAAGAACCAGUGAAGAAAAAUGAGGUGCCUGAUGAUGUAAAACCAAAAAGGGAAGACAUUUUAUUGAGUUUGGCCAAAGAAUCUCCUCCAGAUUCACAUGAGGAUGUUGAGGUCCCAGUCAAUGCGUCCAGUGCUGAUGAAAGUGAAGAAAAGACUGUAUGCUUACCUGUUAAAAUUGAAGAAAAUAUAUCUCAUUGUGAGGAAAAAAGCUCUACUGGAGAAAAAGACAACAGUAAUUUUUCUUUUGAAAAAGAAAUGGUUAAAUCAGUAAUUGAGCAACACAGAAUUGAUUGCCCUGGAAAAGCCCUGAAAGCAGAGUUGGUUUUAAAAUUUGGUCACAAGGGGAAAGAAUUGAAGGAUCAUUUGUUCUUCCCGAUUGGAGUGACAACUACUAAAGAAGGACACUUUGUUGUGGCAGACCAUGGGAAUGACAUGGUCAAAAUCUUUGACAGAAAUGGAGAACAUAUGUUGACCAUUGGUUCAAAGCAAAACAAUGUAUUCAGUCGGCCCUCAGCAGUGGUAGUGAAUGACCAGGGGGAGUUGUUUGUGAAAGAUAGCCGUAUGUUGCAGGUGUAUGACUUACAUGGGAACUUAUUGAGAUCCUUUGGCAAAGGAGAUCUGAAUGCUCCAUAUGGAAUGGCACUGAACCAGUUUGGCCAUCUCAUAGUCAUGGACACAUGCAGGCAGGAGCCCAGUCUGGUGGUCUUUACUCAGGAUGGCCGGUGGAUGAGGAAGAUAGCUGUGCCUGUACUGGCUGGUGUGCAUGGCUCCAAGUGUCGAUUUAUGGAUUGUUAUGAUGACAUUGUGGUGGUCAGUGAUUUAGGUCAAAGCCACAUGUACAUAGUUAAACAGCAAGGUGGCCAAGUUGUAAAAGAGUUUGGAGGAUUUGGACGUCGUCCAGGGGAGUUUAAUGAACCAUCAGGAGUCGGCAUUGAUGCAUUUGGCAAUAUAGUUGUUGCUGAUAGCAAAAAUGAUCGAGUUCAGGUUUUCUAUCCAGACGGGACUUUCCAGUGUUUGUUAGAGCUGUCUGAGCCAAUUUGCAGACCAUCUGACCUUCAUCUCACUGAAGAUGGCCAUUUGGUGAUAGUAAAUUUUCUGGAACAUUGUGUGAAAGUUUACAAACUGCACUGUUGAAUAGGAUAGAUGAACCUCAUUUGCCCAAAACUUCCCAUGAUGAGUGAGAGUUUUUCUUCUGUUUCUCAGGAAAAGGACUAAAAAAAUGUGGACUUGGCCACAAAGGUAGACAGGUAGACCAAAAAGAAAACUUGAAAGCGAAAAUAAAAAGAAACAUGACAAUAUUCAUUAUGUGAAAAGGAAAAAACAUAAACUUCAGGUUUUAAAUUUUCAAAAAUCAUUUGUAGAACAUGCUAAAAUAUAAAACACUGACACUACUAAUAAACAUACAUAGCAUUGGCUCAAAGACAAAAGUUUCAAUAUGAAAACUUGUGAAUAACACAGAUGUGGGGAAAACUUUGGUGAUAUUUAGUGUCUGGAGCACCUGCACCACAAGUAGUCUGCAGGUCUUCCCAAUUCUCUGCUGGUCUGAACUAAGUACAGUAAUAACUCCGAUCUUUUCAGUGGGGGAAAAUUAUCAGUUUUUCAGAUACAUUGUUUUGUAAGCAUUAAAGAUAUAUGUCUUUGUAGCAAUUGUGAUUUCACCAUAUAAAAAGGAACUAUAAGGCAGCCUGUUUUUCAGUUUUGUUGCCAACUUUCAAUGGGAAUGUCCUAACUUUUGGAUUUGUCACAAAAAAAAAGUUUCUGUAAAAUUCACAAUUUUCCCCAUUGAAAAGAUGAAGUCAUUAUCAUAUUUUGUUUUUGUUGGUCUAUGUUUACAUAUGAUUUAAUAUUCUGUAUUGCAUUUUCACAUAAACAUGCCAGUCCAGAGGACCUGUGAUAUCAAAAAUCUUGCAUGUCCUCUGGCUGCUCAAGUAGUAAUGAACUGUCGGACAGGCAGUUUCCCCAUGUCUGAUAACACUAUGCUACUAGGUACAAAAAUGGUUCUCUAAGACUGGGUUCCCAUAGAUUUAGAUUGAUCUAUCUGGAUCAACCUUACUCCUUGAGGGUUCACGCUAAAUUGCUGUCAGGUUCCGAGAGCCGAGUGCCCAAAAGUUAAUUACCCCUUUACAGCUUUUAGU
Messenger RNA from Lingula anatina, 3690 nucleotides. RefSeq lists its product as uncharacterized. Gene Ontology annotation, biological process: protein polyubiquitination; proteasome-mediated ubiquitin-dependent protein catabolic process. The record is from RefSeq and is a predicted model, not a curated record. Gene Ontology annotation, molecular function: ubiquitin protein ligase activity; protein binding. Lineage: Eukaryota; Metazoa; Brachiopoda; Lingulata; Lingulida; Lingulidae.